UCUGACAAUCACAAUCUCGGCGGUCGCCUAGCAAGAAGGAAGCAGUGAAAGCGUCCGCCGAACUAAAAAGAGAUAAAGUAACUAGCCGGAAUAAAUAAAAAGAAGUUACGGUCACAAAUAACGGAAUGUCAACUAGCGUUGGACAUAGUCAACUCACUCUUACUUCGGAACCGGAGAAAUUUCGAAAUCCACCAUGGUGGAAUCGUCGUACCAAAUUAGAAAGGACACUAUGUUUCCUUACGGUAACAUCUCUUUUGAUGUUGGCAGUAAUGGCUGCAGCAUUGGCUGUAUUUGGCUAUCUUUACCAAAGAAAUAUAGAUUCAAGAGAAACUAUAUUCGUUCCUUCAAAUGCAGAAAGAUUUGUUAGAAAUGAAAAUUCAUCAGACAUGUCUGAUAUUUGUUUAACGCCAGGCUGUGUAAAAACAGCUGCUGAAAUCCUUCAAAACCUGAACGAGGAUGCAGAUCCCUGCGACAACUUCUACAAAUUCGCGUGCGGUGGUUGGCUGGACAAACAUGCUAUUGCUGACGACAGGUCUUCUGUGUCUGUGUUCUCAGAUGUUCAAGAUGAGCUCAAUCUUAAACUAAGAGUUCUGCUUGAUAAGCAAUCAGAUGGGUCAGAACCAAAAACAGUCAAAAUGAUCAAAGAUAUGUAUGAUUCCUGCAUGAAUUUAAAGAGUAUCGAGAAGUCUGACAGCGAGCCACUACAGAAGGUGCUGAAAACUUUAGGAGGGUGGCCAGUGGUUGUGGGAGAAAAUUGGGAUGGGUCCAACUUUGACUGGAUGGAAACUCUUUUUGCGUUCCGGAAACUUGGUUACAGUCAUGAUAUUCUCGUCGAUCUAUCAGUCACAGCAGACUACAGGAACAAUACAGUACACAUCAUCGAUCUGGAUCAAACUUCCUUGGGGAUGCCAGAUAGGACAUAUUUAGUGAAGGGCUUAAACGACUCCUCCACUGAAGCCUAUUUCAAUUUGAUGAUCAAAACUGCCAAGAAACUUGGAGCAAAUGAACAAACUGUUGAGAAAGAAUUGCUGCAAGCCUUGAACUUUGAGAUUACUUUAGCAAACUAUUCAUUACCAAGAGAAGAACGUAGAAAUCUAAGUAGUAUGUACAACAAAUUCACACUUCCACAGUUGCAAGAACUUGUUCCAGGGAUUGAUUGGCCCAAGUAUUUUAAUGGACUUUUGAAUGAUCCAAUUACUGAAAAUGAAACAAUGAUUGUAUCGGUUCCAAAAUUUUUGAAGAAAUUUGGAGAGCUUAUCGCUACGACGGAUAAGAGGAUCGUUGCAAACUACAUGUUAUGGAGAGUUGUAGCACAGUCCUUGACUAUGUUGUCUAAAGAUUGGAGAGCUCUAGCUCAAGAAUACAGUUCAGUUAUUACUGGUAAAAGUCAAGAAGAGCCCCGUUGGGAACAGUGCCUUUCUUCGUUAAGCGGAAGCCUUGGGAUAGCUUUGAGUUCAUACUAUGUGAAGCAUUAUUUCAAAGGAGACAGCAAACAUAGGGCCAUGGAGCUGGUUAAAUACAUUAGCAAAGAAUUUUUAAUUAUAUUAGAACAAAUCGAUUGGAUGGAUGACGAAACAAAAAAACAAGCUAAAGAGAAGGCGAAAGCUAUUACUCCUUAUAUUGGGUACCCACAAGAAUUAUUAAAUGAGUCACUCGUUAUGGAGCUUUAUGAAAAUUUAACUAUUACGAACGGAAGUUAUUUUGAAAAUAUCAUGAGUCUUAGAAGGUGGUCCACAGAUUAUGCUUUUUCUCAAUUAAGGAAACCAAAUAUUAAAGGAGAGUGGAAAAAGCAUGCAAGGGCAGCAGUUGUCAACGCAUUUUAUAAUGCCUUGGAAAACAGCAUAGAAUUUCCAGCUGGAAUUUUACAAAAUGCUUUUUUCAAUAAAGAUAGACCACAUUAUAUGAAUUUUGGCGGCAUUGGUUAUGUUAUUGGACAUGAAAUUACACAUGGAUUUGAUGAUAGAGGUAGACAAUUUGAUAAGGAUGGCAACAACAAAAAUUGGUGGGAUCAUACUACAGAUGAGCGCUUUAAGGAAAAAGCAAAAUGUAUUAUUCACCAAUAUGGAAAUUAUACUGCUGACAAUGGACAAAACCUAAAUGGAAUCAAUACUCAAGGAGAGAAUAUUGCAGAUAAUGGAGGACUGAAAGAAGCAUAUUUGGCAUAUAAUUCUUGGGUAAGAGAUAAUGGUGCAGAAAAAAAAUUACCUGGAUUAAAAUAUACACCUAGUCAACUUUUUUGGAUUAGUGCAGCUAAUGUUUGGUGUGGAAAAUAUAGACCAGAAGUUUUGAAGUUAAGGAUAAUAUCUGGAUCUCAUAGUCCACCUGAAUUCAGAGUAAUAGGCCCGAUGUCCAACUUAAAAGAAUUUUCCAAAGAAUUCGACUGCCCUGCCGGAUCUAAUAUGAAUCCUCAUAAGAAGUGCCAAGUUUGGUAAAAUGUUCCAGUGAGAUUGAAAAUUUAAGAAUUAUUUAUUUGAGGUGCGAGUUUUAGGGUGGUAAAAGAGUGAGCAAAGACUAAAAUUGUUUUUACAUUUGUACAGUUACUUGUUUGUCUUUUUGUAAUAAAAUUAAAAAAUACCA
Molecule: messenger RNA, 2577 nt
Organism: Parasteatoda tepidariorum (common house spider)
Lineage: Eukaryota; Metazoa; Arthropoda; Arachnida; Araneae; Theridiidae
Product: neprilysin-2
Biological process (GO): protein processing
Cellular component (GO): plasma membrane
Molecular function (GO): metalloendopeptidase activity
Source: RefSeq, a predicted model, not a curated record